This is a messenger RNA of Purpureocillium takamizusanense, 1413 nucleotides long. RefSeq lists its product as uncharacterized. NCBI's taxonomy places the organism in Eukaryota, Fungi, Ascomycota, Sordariomycetes, Hypocreales, Ophiocordycipitaceae. Gene Ontology annotation, biological process: mitochondrial L-ornithine transmembrane transport. The record is from RefSeq and is a predicted model, not a curated record. Gene Ontology annotation, molecular function: L-ornithine transmembrane transporter activity. The transcript has a single exon. Bases 1 to 1413 code for a protein of 470 amino acids.
AUGACCAUCGGCCGCAAUGACGUGGCCGGCGCCGUCCCCGACUCCCGCUACGGCGUCCUGCCCGUCGUGCCCGCGGCAGACCUCCCCGACCGCGCCCCGCGCAGCGACGCCGCAACGGCCGCCUCCGCCGCCGGCGUGCGGGCCCUCAGCGCGCAGCUCGUGGCCUUUUACUUUCGCGCGCCCGCAAAGGCCUUCUUCCGCACCCGCGUCGACUACCUCGCGUACGCUCGCACCCUGCACAAUGCCCAGACGGAACGCAUGCUUCGUGCGCUGGCCGCCGACGCCGCAUCCUCCUCCUCGUCGGCGCCCUCGCGGACGUCCGUCUUUGCCCGCCACGCCUGGCUCUGGCUGCGAGGCACGACGCCCGGCGUCCUGACCUCGGCCAUCCGCUACCAGGGCUGGAGCGUCGUGCCUCACCAGAUCCUGCCUCCGCUCAUCGCCAACGUCGGCGUCGGCGCCGUCCUCUACACCAGCUACCUGCAGAUCCUCGGACGCCUGCACGAGGGCAGCGCAAAGGCCAGCCGCCGCGUCUACCCGCCGCCGUCGCCCCAGCAUACCUUUGUCGCCGGUCUGCUCGCCGGCGGCCUGCAGAGCGUCCUGGCCGCGCCGCUCGAUGCCUUGCAGGCGCGCUACGAUCAUCGCGACCUGAUGCCCAGCGACGGCAGCGGCCGCCCGCGCAGCAUGUGGACUUUCGGGGCCGAGAAGCUGCGCGAGAUUGGCCUCCGCGGCGUCUUUGCCGGCUGGGGGCUGUCACUCGCCAAGGACAGCCUGGGGAGCGCCAUCUUCUUCAGCGCCUUUGAGUACGUCAAGGCGCAGGGCUACUACCGCUUCGUGACGUGGUACUACGGCGGCCUGGGGCAGGACGUGGUCGAUGUGCUCGCCUCGAAGCGGCCCGCGCCCGCGACCUCGACCCGCGGCGGCGACGACAGUGACGAUAGCGACGACAACGACGACAAUGGAGAAAAGCGCACCAUGAUCCGCCCGCACUACGCCAUCGAGCCCAUGUUCCUGCUCUGCGCCGGCGCGAGCGCUUCCCUGGCGCAGCAGCUGGUCCUGCACCCGCUGACGCACUUCCAGGUCAAGCACUGGGACCACCUCGAGGACCUGGACGAGAAGGCGCGGCGGUACCGCGCGUCGGGGCCCGGGGCGGAGCGGCCGCGCUGGCGGUGGAGGAUGAUGCGGGCCUACUACCGCGCCUAUCAGGAGACGUGGGCGGGCUGCGCCGCCGAGGCCGCCUCGGAGGGCACGGCGCUGGGCCGCUGGCUGUACCGGGGCUUCUGGUGGAACGCGAUCCGGCAGGUGCCGAGCACGAGCGCGGGUCUCAUCAUCUUUGAGCUGAUCCGGCGCAAGUACGGGUACGGGGCGGAGGAGGUGCGCAUCACCAAGGACGGCUACGACAUCCUGCUCAACUAA